This is a messenger RNA of Lobosporangium transversale, 2305 nucleotides long. RefSeq lists its product as hypothetical. Gene Ontology annotation, biological process: regulation of transcription by RNA polymerase II. NCBI's taxonomy places the organism in Eukaryota, Fungi, Mortierellomycota, Mortierellomycetes, Mortierellales, Mortierellaceae. The transcript is spliced from 4 exons. The record is from RefSeq and is a predicted model, not a curated record. Gene Ontology annotation, cellular component: nucleus. Gene Ontology annotation, molecular function: RNA polymerase II cis-regulatory region sequence-specific DNA binding; DNA-binding transcription factor activity, RNA polymerase II-specific. The coding region runs from base 266 to 1960 and encodes 564 amino acids.
CUUCUUCCUUUUCUUUCUUCCUUCUUUUGCUCUUUUAUUUCUUUUCUUCUUCCUCUUCGCUCUUCUUCUCUUCUGGGUCACUUCAGGUUUCUUUGUAUAGUUCUUCAUCGUUUUGAACGAGUUCAUCGACCACACAAUCAUCUCCUUCCUUACCAUUUUCCCUCACAAAGUACACACAUACAUCAACUGCAUUCUUAAUCACGAACAUCCAUUAACAAAGUACAUCUUGUUGGCAACCAUUCCCAAAUAGCCCAUCCAUCUCACUAUGAAUAUUUCGCGCCUGCUGAAUCCUACCAGCAGCUCCGAGUCUGAUCACGACGUUUUUGAUUUUGAACAUAAUUCUCCUUCCCCUGAGCAUAAGGGCUACCACACUCCCUCUACACAAUCAGAUAUUCAUCCUCAGGUAGUAGAGUCCAGGAAGCAUGCUUACCCAGAGUUGGUCGAGCAUCCUCAGGACCGUACUACCUGGGAUCAUCCGCAUUAUCAGCCUCAAAAUCAACACCAUUUUCCACAGCAACUGCACCCUCAUCAUCAUCCACAACAAUUACAGCAACAGCCCCCAUCUCCGUACUCUCAUCAAAUCUCCUUACAUCGUCAUAACAUUUAUAACCAUAACCGGCACAACCAGCUGAGCGACUAUAAUAUCACUAGUCAUCAUAGUUCUAAAGACUUAGGCCGUGAAAGCGCUCCUCCCAGUAACUCUUAUUCACAUUCACAUCUUGAUGUUAACUUCAAUAAUUAUGCUUUAAGGAUCAAAGAACAACCACCGACACCAGGUGAGGAGCCUUUAGACUCUGUUAGAACCAUUUCACCUACAGCUACUCGAGAUAGACCUUAUUAUCCAGAUCAUGGUCGUGAGCAAGAACAUGGCUCAAGUGUUGGUGGUCACAAGCGAAAGUAUACUCGAAGGUCUAUAUCCUCAUAUCCUGAUACAGAUGACGCCGUUGCUGCUGUAGAUAAAGCAAAUAGCAUCAUUACAAGUAAUCAAAGUAGUGGGGUAGAUAGCAACCUGUCAGAAGGAAGCAAACCUGGACUUCCUACACCUGAAUCGCCUAAUCAGGCACGGCGGGGUAGCAACACCUCCUCUUCCUCUACUACGACAUCUACCACCAAUCCUUCUUCCAACGUUCGCUCCGCUACUGUUCCUAGUAGCAACAGUAGCACCUCUACGACUACUGCUAUUACCACGGCAACGGCAACCAACAGCGACAUUACACCAAAGUUUGAGCGGAAUGCUGAUGGAAAAUUUCGCUGUACCUGGCCGCGGUGUGGCAAGGAGUUCCCCCUUGAAUCUCGUCUUUCAACUCAUUAUAGAAUUCAUUCAGGGAAACCUCCAUAUCCUUGCGGCUAUCCUGGCUGCACUAAGGCAUUUCACACGUCCUCGUCCUUGUCACAUCAUAGGGUCGUGCAUACUGACCAAGGCCUGAGACCCUAUGUCUGUCGUCAUAAUCGAUGUGGUGCGACCUACACUCAGCUAGCUCGCCUUAUUACACACCAGAGAACAACCCAUAGUGUGACAACUCCGGAUACAGUGGAGCCCCCACGGCGGUCGACGCAGCGGUCGAAAGGGUCAUCGUCGACGUCGAACGGCUCUAAUCAGCUUUCAAGAGGUAACGGAGGCGCUCCAAAGACUGACGUAAACACGUCAACAAAGACAAACGAACGAGACCAACGGGAACAGCGGAACCAGCGUGGAUAUGACGAAGACGAGAGUGAGGCAGCUAUGACGAUGGCCAGUCUUCGUGAGUCAGCGUCAUUAUCUAGUAGGAGGCCACCUCCAGUAUCAGUACCAUCACGCAUUUCAGAGUAUCAUCCAGAGUAUCAUUCAGAUUAUCACCCAGAGUAUCAAUCUGAGUAUCAGCCAGAGUAUCAAUCUGAGUAUCAGCCAGAGUAUCAAUCAGGACAUAAACCCUUACAAAGACAUCAUCAGCAGUAUCAAUCUUAUGACAGAAGACAGUAACAAACAGCUCCAUGAACCUUAUGCAGAGUGGGUAUCAUGGAAUCAAUAUAAGGAUCAGGAUCAAAUCAACACCAUUAGUGAUGGUGGACAACAGCUUACAGCGAUAUCAUUUAUGAUUGGAUUCCCAUAUCGAUGAAAGACGUUUGACGCAGUAACUUCCCAAAAAGCACCCAUUCCUUAUUAAUGAUAAUGAGCGAAGAAAAAGAAAAAAAAAAGUAUGGGCAACAGCUUACGAUAAUGAUGACUACCAUGACUACCAUGACGGUAUCAGCACUGUACCCUAUUCAUUCAUCAUUAGAAGCAUAUUGUUUCAACGAAAGCACACUGAAUAAACGUUUUUGUGUC